Triplophysa dalaica is the source of this 1123-nucleotide messenger RNA. RefSeq names its product troponin I, skeletal, slow d (gene tnni1d). Bases 1 to 645 code for a protein of 214 amino acids. Gene Ontology annotation, cellular component: troponin complex. The transcript has 8 exons. NCBI's taxonomy places the organism in Eukaryota, Metazoa, Chordata, Actinopteri, Cypriniformes, Nemacheilidae. Gene Ontology annotation, biological process: muscle contraction. The record is from RefSeq and is a predicted model, not a curated record.
AUGUAUGGUGUUAUUUCAAAUAUUUGGCUUAUUGGAUCAACGAAGCAUCACAAUGGGGGAAUUCGAAGGCCUGGAAAUCCCAAAAUGGAUAUCAAACCCAAGUCAAAGAUUUCGGCAUCUCGGAAACUUUCUUUAAAGAUAAUGCUUCUUAAUAGAGCGAUUGACGAUUUGGAAAGAGAGAAACAAGAUAGGGAUGAGGAAAAAAAGCGCUACUUGCAAGAAAAACUUCCUCCUUUGCAACUGUCUGGGCUUUCUUUGGGCGAGUUACAGAAUCUGUGCAAGCAAUUUUACGCCAAAAUCGAUGCGGUAGAUGAAGAGAGAUAUGACUAUGAGGACAAAGUUGUUAAGCACAACAAAGAUAUCACUGAGCUCAAACUGAAGAUUCAGGAUCUGGGAGGGAAGUUCAAGAGGCCGGCGCUGAGGAAGGUGCGCGUGUCUGCCGAUGAAAUGAUGAGGGCCCUGCUGGGUUCGAAACACAAAGGCUCCAUGGACCUCCGGGCAAAUCUGAAGUCGGUCAAGAAAGAGGACAUCAAGCAAGAAAAGGUCUCGACUUCUGAGGUUAGUGACUGGCGUAAGAAUGUGGAAGCCAUGUCUGGCAUGGAGGGAAGAAAGAAGAUGUUUGACGCUGCUGGGGGAGGCCAGUGAGACCCUCUGGAAUGCUUGGUCUUGAGGAAAAAUAUUUUUUUCUGCCUUUUCACAGCUGCUGUCUAAUUGUUUUCAAUUACACCUCAUGUUCUAAAGCAUUAGUUCAACCCCCAAAAUACAAUCAUUCAUUUUACAGUAUAAAUUUAAUAACUUUUGGUUUAAUAAUGAUAAUAACAACAAUACAAAUACCAGUGUAACCUGUUCCUUUAGAAAUUCUAUUGAGAUCCAUUCUCCAAAAGGUUUUAUAUUAGUGGUUUCACGUGUAUCUGUAUCUGUCAGCAUGUUUGGUUCAGUUUCUCUGAUGGUAUAUGUUGACUGUUCAGACUAAAAAAGGUUCAUAUAGGAUACGUUUAGAGCAAUAUGAUAUUUCGAAAUGUAUGUGAUUGUAUGCUAAAUUGAAGUCUUAAACCAGCAUUAAAUGUUGCAGAAUUAAACAGAACAUGUUUUAAACAAUGUUUUAUUAAACUCUUGGGCAGUC